AUGGGAAAGGUAGAGGAAGAAGCGUGUGCAGAUUGCUCUGGUGAUUUGCUUAAAAUCGAGGAUAAUGUUGAUGUAAUUGAGGAAACGUUUGAAGAACUUGAAGCAGAGGAAAAAGAGCGUGCUGCAAACAAGAAAAUAGUUGAUGCGUUGGCGGACGAAGAGCAGCAACGUCGUUUGAAGGAGGAGAAGGAUCAAGAAAACGAUGUGGCAAUCACUCGCCAAAUAAAUAGCGGAACAUUAAUCCGAGCUGCAGAGGAAGAGAGAGAACAAUGUUUGCGUGAGCAUCAAAUUGCCAAUAUACAAAAUGAGAUAGUGCGUAGACGUAGUCAAGCCGAAUCGACCAAAGACCCCGAGGAAGAACGCAAGCAACUUUUAAUCGAAGAAGAAAAUGUACAACAGCAACGACCAAGAGAACGGCUUCUGUCGCAAGAGUUAGUAAUGCAAUUGAAAGAGAAGGAGCGCCUGUGUCAUUCGAGUCUGCCUGAGCAUCGAGAAGACGGUUUUUCGAAUGACUGUCACACCCCUUUAAAAUUCAAUUUUGAAGUAAAUUCGGGUGAAUAUGACCAGAAAGGAAUGUUGGAUGGCUUUAGUGAGAUUCCGGUGGUGCAAGCGUCUGCCUCUAAGGUCUUAGUGGAUGGAAACUCAGAGUGGCGCUGUUUUAUUGCGUCUGAGAAUGCACAAGUUGAACAGAGUCAACUUCACGCUCUUCGACUGAGUUUAGUAGAGGAAUUGAAAGCCGAACGGCACGCCAAGUAUCUUGAAUUGGUAGGAGAUGUUCGUCUGCUUCGUUUCUUGCGUGGCCACAAGAUGAAUGUGUCAGUUGCAGCUACAAAAUACCGAGAAAUGAUGAUAGCACGUCAAAAACUGAAUCUUGAUGAUAUUCGCGAUGAUAUUGUCAAAAACAAUCUGGUGAUCGAGGACUUCCCCCAUUUCCAAAAGAUCAUUCAACAUUUGCCGUUUUUGGAUACGUAUGAUAUUUUGUCUACUCCUGACGGUCACACCUUUUACUAUGAAAUGACUGGCUAUGCCGACUUUCAAAAGCUAUUGACAAAUGUCACUGAAGACGAGUGGCAGUCCUUCUUUCUUUAUUCCAUGGAGUAUCGAGCACUUAAGCUUGACCAGCUUAGUCGUCAACAUGAAAGAUUGGUGCAGACCAUUCUAGUUUGUGAUCUCACUGGAUUCUCUAUUACGCGCUUUAACCCAAAGAUGUUUAAACGCUUGCAACCAAUCGUAUCGAUUGCAACGAAGUGCUACCCCGAGUCAGUGCACAAGCUGUUCAUUUUACACGCACCUUGGAUUUUUGAAAAGAUUUGGGACGUUAUUCAAAGUAUGCUCCAAGAAACCCAAUUGCACAAGUUGUACAUGAAAGGUAACUCGCAUGAAAGACUACUAGAACUAGCUGGUGGUAGGGACAAUCUUCCGAAGCUACUGGGGGGACGGUGCACCACUCAUACCAUUCCUCAAACCGGAUAUUUAGGUCGCGAUGCUUUCCUUAUGCUCUGUGAGGAUGGAGCAACUCAAGCCGAUAUAAAGUCGAGUAGCACACUGCAACUUCCAUUUCGCGGCAUAGGCGGUGCCGAGGAAUGCGAUAAAGUAGCUCCGGAACGAAUAUCAAGUGGUGCUUUAAUAGCGGAUUCAUACACGGCUUUCGAAGACGGAACAGUGGUGCUAUUGUGGGAUAACUCAUUCUCGUGGACACGUGAAAAGACUAUUGCUUACGCCUUACUCAGCGAGCGUGAAAGGCUUCUCACGCAGCAUACUACAAAUCACAGUGAGGCUAAAUUGAAAUCGUUCCCGCUGUGUUUUAGACUUGGACAUUUUUGA
Plasmopara halstedii is the source of this 1824-nucleotide messenger RNA. RefSeq names its product Phosphatidylinositol transfer protein SEC14 and related proteins. The coding region runs from base 1 to 1824 and encodes 607 amino acids. The transcript has 5 exons. Lineage: Eukaryota; Oomycota; Peronosporomycetes; Peronosporales; Peronosporaceae. The record is from RefSeq and is a predicted model, not a curated record.